AUGCCGAUGUUCAGCCGGGACAAGCGCAACAAGAAUCGAGUAAAGCGAGGCGCCACUGGAGCGCUGCACAUAGUAACCAAUCAUGCACAACCAAUACACGCUGAUGUCAAAUCUGAAGUUCCAACUGAUAAUACGGAAAAAACUGGUGAACAGACGGAAUUGGAACAUCCGCUCAAUGUGAACAAAAGGGAAAAGCAGUACCUUAUAGAAGAUGAUCCCUUCGAAGGAUCAGAGCAGAGGAGAGAUGGAAGACAAAGUACUCCUAAAAACAAUCAAAUCGAUUCUAACCCAAGUUCAAAUGCUGCAAAAGUACGCUAUCAACCUAAAAUACUGACUGCGCCACCUAAACCAACAAUGAAACCAAUGCUUACUAAACCGCUUCGGGUAGACAAAACACCACAAAGAAUUCCAACAAAAAUACCUAUCGUUCUCAAAUCGGCUAAAGUCGUACCCACUCCAGCAAAUGCUUUACGAAUGAAGAUAUUGGAAAGUAAAUAUAAUGAAACGCUUGCUAAUCAAGAGAAACAAGAAACCAAUACUAAUCAACCUCCACAAUUUACUGUAUAUCUACUUAAUGAAAGUCAUCCCAAUUCAAAUGAUAACGAAAAUUUUAAUGUUAAUACAAUAUCUAGUGAUAGUACAGAUCCAAGUGACAAUACAAAUGAUAAAGAUGCUAAAGAUAGAAAAAGCAACAAUAAUGAGGAUGAGAAAAUUACACCAACUAAUAUCAAAAAACCUAUACAUUACUUCGUAGACGAACCAGAGCCGCUACCACCCAAAAUCCUACGCAUCCCUGAAAUUGAUAUCAAGGAAACAGAACCAAAUAAAAUAAAAGAGAUACCAAUAGCUAAGAAGCCCAAAAAUAAAGCUAAGAAAGAUGAAAUCAAAUCCAGAAUUUCUUCUACUGACUCUGAUGAUGAUUUAGAAAUUACAAGGAUUUCCAAUGGGACACAUUUGAUUAGUAUUAAGAAACUUCGUGAUGACGGCAGGCCAUAUCAUAAUGUCAAAGAAAUUUCAAUUGAGGAAAGAAUUAUGAAUAAACCAAUAAAACCCACACCCGUAGUAGAGACAGAACCUAGAAAGCCAGAAAAUUUUGAGCCAUAUGUUAAAGAAACCAUUACAGCUGGAGUUUUGUUAGAUGGUACUAAAAUGGAAACUAAAGAUCAAAACUGCAUAACGAUAAGAAAUCAUAAUUAUGAAGAGAUAGAAGAAAAAUCGCCUCUAUCAGAACCGAUAUCCGUUCAACCAGUGUGUAAUGAUUUCAACCAAGACUACUUGAGAUACCUCCAAAAUUCUUAUUAUAACCCUUAUUACCAAACCAUUAACGACCAAUAUCGAAGGAACUAUGGAUUAAUACGAAGCUCACCAAAUAUUUAUUUGGCUGACAAUAACAAUCCUUGUGUAAACAACGAAGAAAUAAUCCAACCGAAUUACGAUUCGAAUAAUGAAUAUGGAAAUUCCGAAAACAUUAACGUUAUUCAACAAGAAGUUGACUCAUAUCCAGAAAAUAGUCCAGAAAAUAUUUUAGACAGAAAAUGGAAGAACUGGAAAGACGUUGAAAUCAAAAUAAGAAAUGCUAAAAUUGCUGAGCCCUAUGAUAUCGAUAUAAGAUCUAUGGCCCAAAAUAGUGAUGACAUUUUAAAGAACGGAUUGACCGAUGGUGAAUCAACGCCAUCUACUGGUCGAUUCGGGAAUUUAUAUAACAGAAAUGGAAUUGUUUAUCCAUAUUUCAAACCUAGCUAUAAAAAUGCUCAUUGA
Molecule: messenger RNA, 1758 nt
Organism: Spodoptera exigua (beet armyworm)
Lineage: Eukaryota; Metazoa; Arthropoda; Insecta; Lepidoptera; Noctuidae
Source: the annotation of a GenBank genome assembly